Fusarium oxysporum Fo47 is the source of this 923-nucleotide messenger RNA. Its product is annotated as CGR1 family protein. Bases 74 to 433 code for a protein of 119 amino acids. The record is from RefSeq and is a predicted model, not a curated record. The transcript is spliced from 3 exons. Lineage: Eukaryota; Fungi; Ascomycota; Sordariomycetes; Hypocreales; Nectriaceae.
GAAAAAUUGGUGAAGCGCGCAAGAUCGCUCAAACGACACGCCUUAGUAUCAAAGACAGAUACACAGCAACAGUAUGUCUGAUACGGAGAAAACAAACCUGACUCCCGCUCCUGCGGCGGAGAAGACUCUUGGCAUGCGCAAGAAUGGCAAGCAAUGGCAUGCCCCCAAGAAGGCCUUCCGACCUACCGCUGGCCUGAAGUCAUAUGAGAAGCGAACGCAAGAGCGUGCUCUCAUGGCGCAAGUCAAGGCCAAGGAGAAGGAGAUGAAGGACGAGAAGGAACAGGAGCGCCAGCGCAAGAUUGCAGCCAUUAAGGAGAAGCGAGCAAAGAAGGAGGAGGCUGAGCGAUACGAGAAGAUGGCCGAGAAGAUGCACAAGAAGCGAGUCGAGCGACUAAAGCGCAAGGAGAAGCGAAACAAGCUGAUCAACUCAUGAUCGCGGGAUGGUUUUGGUGGUUUAAAUUUGAUUGGAGCAGACAUAUAUCGACAGCAUUAUGAUUUACGAUGCGGUAUACCUCAAACUACAACUUGCAACGGAAAGAUUAGGUUAGACAAUACGGGAGCAGCACAAUAUACCUGGGCGUUGGAAUAUGCGAUCAAAUCUUGGCGGAUCAAUUACCAGGUUCUCCGGCUAUCGAGUGGUUAUUCGUCUUCGUGUGAUUAAAGGUUUCUAAAUCUAAUAUGUAUCAUCGAUUCAUAAACCGGCUGGUUCGGGACUGAGUCGAGCUCUAACUGAGAUUCAUUUGCUGUAGGAGAGCCAACCGAUAUCUUCGAAAGACAGCAAGUGACAUGAGGUCCACAGAUCUAAAAUGUCGAGUUGACGAAACCAACAUACGUGAAUAUUCUAGUAGAGCCAUCUACUGGUUUCUUUGGGGAUUUUGGUCUUAGUUAAAGACCUCCGUUGUGGAUAUCGUGGUGACUAUGAC